UCAAGUCAAUAGUCCAGCUUUGAUUUCUAGUCUCAGCUUCACGAUACUCUCAACUUUAAGAGAAUACAUUAUUAAAUACUAUUCAGAGGAUCUCAGAUGCCUCCCUCGCAGAGAAGACGACGACAGGUUGAGGAUGAAGACUCAGAGGAGGAAUCCAGAUACUCCAGACAACGCCGAAGCCGCGAAGAGUCCCAUGAAGAUAACGAAUCAGAAAAUGACGCUGUAGACGCGGCUGUUAGUGCAGAAGAUCAGCUCGCAAAGAAGCUUGUGCGCUAUGCCCUGGCUUGCGAGUUCUCACGGACACCAAUCCGUCGAGAUGGAAUCAAGGAGCGGGUUCUUGGAGACCAAGGUAGAGCCUUCAGGAAAGUCUUCGAUCUGGCCCAAUUGCAGCUUCGCACAGUUUGGGGCAUGGAGCUGCAGGAACUCGCCGUUAGGGAAAAGUUCACAAUGGCAGAGAAGCGCCAAGCAUUAAAGUCCGGCUCUCAAGCCAAGACCAGUUCCGGCGUCUUCGUCCUCUCUACGACCCUCCCUGCCACCUACCGCACUCCCGCCAUCAUCGCCCCCUCGAAAGUGCCUUCCAUUGAAACCGAGGCCUCGUACAUAGGUUUUUACACCAUGAUUAUAACGAUCAUCCUCGCCAGCGGGGGGGAGCUGUCGGAACAGAAGCUGCGGCGACAUCUUAACCGCCUCAACGCUGAAGCCAACGUCGCAUCGGAGAAGACGGAAGACGUGCUGAAGCGGAUGCAGGCACAGGGGUACGUCGUGCGAAAAGUGCAGAAGAACGCAGCGACGCAGGCGCAGGACGGAGGCGAGGACAUCACUUGGCUUGUCGGCCCACGCGGGCUCGAGGAGGUCGGCAUCGGUGGGGCAGCCGGCCUGGUGCGUGCCGUCUACGGCGAGCAGGCGGAUGCAGAUCUUGAGAAGAAGAUAACGGCGACUUUCGGGAUUCCAUCGGCUACUGAUGGGGAGGGUGACGUGGAUAUGUCGCAGGCUCCGGAGGCGGGUCCAUCGUACUGAGAAGAGGCAGAGAGGCGUGGGAAGAUCGCAGAGGGAGGCCAGUCAGGUUCGGCGGAACGGUAUACCCAGGAAAUAGCAGUCGUUUUUAGCGUAUGAGUGCAUGAAUAACCAAUACCUAGGUAGUGGCAAUGGAUUUUCGGGGGCAUUCUAUGCUCUC
Messenger RNA from Colletotrichum destructivum, 1174 nucleotides. Its product is annotated as Putative MAGE domain, melanoma-associated antigen, MAGE domain, winged helix WH1. Gene Ontology annotation, biological process: DNA repair. The record is from RefSeq and is a predicted model, not a curated record. The transcript has 4 exons. Bases 97 to 1017 code for a protein of 306 amino acids. NCBI's taxonomy places the organism in Eukaryota, Fungi, Ascomycota, Sordariomycetes, Glomerellales, Glomerellaceae. Gene Ontology annotation, cellular component: nucleus.